Labrus mixtus (cuckoo wrasse) is the source of this 4481-nucleotide messenger RNA. It is a transcript of the gene ndfip2, whose product is annotated as Nedd4 family interacting protein 2. Gene Ontology annotation, biological process: vacuolar transport; positive regulation of protein ubiquitination; metal ion transport. Bases 133 to 891 code for a protein of 252 amino acids. The transcript has 8 exons. NCBI's taxonomy places the organism in Eukaryota, Metazoa, Chordata, Actinopteri, Labriformes, Labridae. The record is from RefSeq and is a predicted model, not a curated record. Gene Ontology annotation, cellular component: Golgi apparatus; endoplasmic reticulum; perinuclear region of cytoplasm. Gene Ontology annotation, molecular function: WW domain binding.
GCCAUCUCUCCCGUCGGCCUGCUUGUACCCAGUUAGAAAUAAGAACCACACUUUUGGGGGAAAACACGAUCUAACGCAGACUUUUCCAUCUGUUUCCUCGGCUGGCGUCGUUGCCAGCUGAAUCUCCUCGGGAUGGACCCAGCGAGCCGAUACCAAGUGCUGCACAAUGAGGAGGACUCCUCAGAGGCGUCGACCAGCGAUCAGCAGCCGUGCACCUCUGCGGCGGCCCAGGCUGGGACGUCGAGCCAGGCCCAGGCCGGUCCGGCUCCUGCCCCGUCAGCGGAAGAGCCAUGCGGAUCAACGGCUCACGGGGACACAGACGCACCUCCACCUCCUUACGCCUUCAUCGACCUAGGAGCAACCGCUGCCUCGCCUGAGAGUGGCUUCCAAGCCGACUUCCCAGUGCCUCCGCCCUACAGCGUCGCGACCUCGCUGCCCACGUAUGACGAAGCGGAGAAGGCCAAAGCAGCCGCGUUGGCUACCUCCACUGUGGACGUGAUACCUCGGGAUGAUGAAUUCCCUCCCCGAGAUGAUUUCAGCGAUGCCGAUCAGCUGCGAGUUGGGAACGAUGGAAUCUUCAUGUUGGCCUUUUUCAUGGCUUUCCUGUUCAACUGGAUCGGGUUCUGCUUGUCCUUCUGUCUGACCAAUACCAUCGCGGGACGCUACGGGGCCAUCUGCGGCUUUGGCCUUUCUCUCAUCAAGUGGAUUCUCAUUGUCAGGUUCUCUGAUUACUUUACCGGCUACUUUAACGGUCAAUACUGGCUCUGGUGGAUCUUCCUGUUGCUCGGUCUGCUGCUGUUCUUCAGGGGAUUUGUGAACUACCUUAAAGUCCGCAACAUGUCAGAGAACAUGGCCACCUCUCACAGAACACGCCUCUUUUUCCUCUACUAAAAAAAAAAAAAAGGUUUCCUUAUCAUCAUCACCAUUCCUUUCCAAUGUGAAGUUCCUUCCCCUACCCCUCGAAUGACCUGACCGAGGAGCCUUGCAGCGAAGAGAGGAAGACGGGGAAGGAAUGAAGGCAAGAAGUAGGGACAAAAUGUUCACCAGUCUCAUUAAAAAAAAAAAGACUCGCUCUGAAACCCUCCGCUUCCUCUGAGCCGAGCCCCCAAAACCCCAGUCUUUGAUGAUUCGAUUUUCAGCUCUGGCUUUUUUAUUUUUAAUUUUCUUUAACGCCGAACUCUCUUCACUGCCUGCUCCAGGAUCCCUGGAGAAGAAAAAAAAAAAAAAAGUCUCUCAACAGUCCCUGAGAAAAACAUUACCUUAGUUAAAAGAGGCCAACCCCUUACUUCUAAGAGACAAAGACACUUUAAACGAAAGCACAAUGGAAAUCUUUGAACCAGAAAAAAAUUUAUUUUAAUGUAACAAAGUGUAGCUCAUUUGCUAUAAAACUGCGUUCGCUGUGGAACCAUCUCAUGACUGCAGGUCAAAUAUAAAGAAAAAGUAAAUGUAGGAAGUGGUAACCUGUUUAAGUUUUUCAGGAGUUUUCUGCAAGUGUGAAAGACGCUAUAAAAGAUAUCUCGAGCCCUCGUUUUGCCUUUCCCAUCUAGUCUUACCUUAACGACCAGCCAACCCUGACAAGGUCGACCGUGCAUGUGACCUACAUCUCAGCGAUUUCGCCCGAGAAUUCCUAGCCGAAGAGCAAGCUGGUGGAAUGUGGGUUUACAUAUCACAGACCCUGACACAUGUCGUGUUUGUAAACCAAACACAACAUUUACAGUGUCACCUCUUAAAUCCAAACUUCUUUUUUUUUUUAAGGUCAAAUGAGCCGCGACGACACUGGACUUUAGAUGAACUUCCCCCCAGUUUGUCUGAGCCUUUGAACAAGUGUUUUGGAUAGACGUCAGAAAAGCUCUGCUUGCUCUAAAAAGAGAGACAGGAAAACAAAGUCGAUGAAAGUCAGUCGCAGUAGGUCACUGAAAAAAAAAAAAAAAAUGCUUGAAAAUGUGCCCGAUAAAGCUUUUCUCGCUUAUAAGGAUUUUGAUGUUCCAACCUAUGCAGAUGAUGUCUUUACCCAUCAUGAGACUUUACUAAAGGGGCGUGAUUUAACAUAUCGCUGCAAUAAGGAUCAAAUUAAAAAAAUGCUUUAAAAACAAGUCAGUAGUCGUCUCAUCUAACCCGCUAAUCCCUCGCCUUUUCUUUACUCCGCUUUCCUGCAAAAAACAACAAACAUGUCUCAACUUUUUUUUUUUAAGGCUUUGUCGUAUCACAACACAUCUCCGUUUUCACCUUUAAACAUGUCACGCUGCUGUCUGGUUUUUCCGUCUCAGUCUCCCACACAUAGUCGACAAAUCAACUGGCAGAACAGUUACUGUAACACUUCCCAGGGUGAGCAGUUAUCAGUGGAUGCUCCUUGGAUAAUCAGAGUUUUUUUUUUUUUUUAAGCCCAAGAUAUCCCUCAGUCUAUUCAGAGAUAAGUGGCCCAGAGCUCAGGACGGUUCGGGAGGUCGGCUUCUCAUGCACAUCCUGCUUCAGUGCUCUGGAAUUGGAAGCGUUUGACGUUUGACGUAACGAGCCGUGCUUACUUGUAAGUAAGCCUCUUUUGGAAUAGAAUCGUCGUAUGCAAUUUAUUUUGUAAUGCUGCGGAUGCAAAGUCCCGUGCUAAAGGUGAAAUUGAAAACGGUAUCAGUGUGUUUUCGGUUUUGGAGAAAAGACAAAAACAAGCUGCAUAGAGAGAUCACAGAAAUCUUUACUGUAUUCACUUGCCAACAAAAAUCAUUUGAAUGAACAGGAAAUCAGAGAAAAAUGCAAUAAAAGCAACUAAAAUGUGACUGGUUUUGCAUGUUGUGCAUGAUUUAGAUGAACCCACCUCAUGUAUCGCUCUCUCUCUGGGAUUUUCUGAUUUAGAUUAGAUUCAAAAUUUCCUCUUUUCUUUUCUUCUUUUUUUUUUUUUGGAGCCAGAAGCUUCUGGUUCCCGCAACAAAGCUUCUUCUGUGUGGAGAGAAGACAUGUUUCUUACUUUGAGGACGAUAGUCUAAAACAGCCAUGAAGCGAGGACACGCUGUCCAGCAUGAACGGAGUGUGAGUAGCUCGUGCAGCCCUGAGAAUGGCUCAAACAUACUUGCUUUUGAACCGUGCAAAUGCGUCGACCACCUGCAGCGUCGCGAGUGUAAAUGUUCACAGACUUGUGUGCAACGCGUGCUACUGGAGGAUUCCUCUAGAGGGAGCGCCACACUGAUCAGACGGUAUAAAACACAGAAGUAGAGGUGAUGUUUGCGGCACUGACACAUCAUAGUGCGGGUUGUUGCUGACUCACCGCUUUCCACCGUUUUUGUCGCGGCUCUCUGGUGCCUCACAAUACAACUAUACUCUGCCCCUAGUGGUUAUAUAUGCAUAUUGCAUCUCGCAGCCGUACACAACCACCGCCGGAUACGUCAUGCAUACGCGUAGUUAAAAGCAAGUAUACUCAGGGCUUAACUGGACAAAGAAAGACAUGCAUUUUUUUAAAUUUCAUUUUCUUGUUGUUGUCAUCAGAUAAAAUGAAACGUGUAUAUAACAGCUCAUGCCAAUUUAUAAUAUUUGCACUUUGAAGAAUUUCUGUACAGUCUGAUUUGUGAAUCUGCUUAACUUGGUGUGAUGGGUUAGAGAAAAGUGUUAUCUUAGCCGUCCCGAGUUUUUUAACUGGAAUUCUUAAAUCUUCCCAAAUGGAUAAUUUGCCUUUUUUGCACUUUUUUGCUUUACAAAUGGAUGAUAUUGUUAUCGUGUGUCAUUGUCAUCGCUUUGAGCCUAAACUGUGACAGCUAGAGUAUUCCCCAACUGAUUUUUUUAUUUUUUUGUAUGCUUUUCUUUUUCUGACUCGAGUCAUAUCCCUCUUAAUCCUCUUCCAGCAAUAUCAUGAUCUUUUCAACAAAUUAAAGCUCCGCUGCAUGAUUUGUCCACCCGAAUGAGUGGGGUAAUUCUUAGAUUAGAGCCCGACCGAUUCAUCGUUCAGCCGAUAAUAUCAGCAUAUCAAGUGACUAUCGGUAGCGGCUAAUUUUAUUGCAGAUAUACGCUGAUAUUACUAGAUUUAUUCACCAGUCACAUAACAUUUAAUUUGAGCAUCAUUGAAUUACAUUAGCAAUUCUCUUUUACCAGCAGGGGGCGUUAUAUGGAUGCAUUAUCACUCUCCAGCGUGUCAAGCGGUGAUGCGGUGAUGAUCAUGAUAUUGCCGAUAAAUGGGCCGACAAAAUCAAUUGAGCAUGUACGUCAUGCUCAAUUGAUUUUGUCUGCACAUUUAUCGGUAUCAGAUUUUUUUAUCUCCCUAAAUAUCGAUAUCAGUAUCGGCUCCAAAAAUCUCGUAUCGGUCGGGCGCUAACUAAGAUAAAUCAAGUACAUUUAUUUGUUUGUAAAUACAUUUAAAGAGUCGGCAGCCAAAGUAUUAAUUUCUUUUGUUCAUGAUAAUCCUUGUAACAUCCUCUGAAACAGUUGUUAUGCAUUUAUUGUAACUGGAAUUAAAAUGGACAGAUUGUCUUGCAAAAAAUGCCAAUAAAAAAAAAAAAUAAUAA